Messenger RNA from Dromiciops gliroides (monito del monte), 5051 nucleotides. Its product is annotated as zinc finger protein 501-like. The transcript is spliced from 7 exons. The record is from RefSeq and is a predicted model, not a curated record. Lineage: Eukaryota; Metazoa; Chordata; Mammalia; Microbiotheria; Microbiotheriidae. Gene Ontology annotation, biological process: regulation of cytokine production; regulation of immune system process; negative regulation of transcription by RNA polymerase II. The coding region runs from base 171 to 1862 and encodes 563 amino acids. Gene Ontology annotation, molecular function: DNA-binding transcription factor activity; RNA polymerase II cis-regulatory region sequence-specific DNA binding.
CCCUGCCUCUCCCUCGGGACGUUUCCGGAGGCAGCAGCUGGGAGGAGGCGGUUCAGAGCUACUUGGGCCGGCCCCGGCUCUUAGGCCAGGUAUUGAGCUGGAGUGGACAAGACUUACUUCCUGGUGGUGACGUGCAUUCAGAUGCCCAAGUGAAGGUCCCAGGUAGAGAGAUGAUCUCGAUUAAUCAGAAAUCAGUCACCUUCAAGGAUGUGGCUGUGGAUUUCACUGAAGAGGAAUGGAGACAACUGAGCCCUACUCAGAGACAGUUGUACAGGGACGUGAUGCUAGAGAACUACAGAAACCUAAUUUUUCUAGAACGAGGGGAAGAGCCAUGGACGGUGGAGAGAGAAGUCCCAGGAAGCACCUGUGCAGAUUGGGAGACUAAUCCUGAAACCAAGGAAUCAGCUCCAAAGCUAGGUAUGGCUGUGGAAGAGCUAUCCCUGCAAAGCCUUACAAGGUUUAGUCCCCAGGGCCACAGGUUGGGAGAUGCCUGGAAAUAUGAUGUCAAGUUUGAGGGACAACAGGAUAAUCAAGAGAAAAAUUCUAUGCAAGUAACAGUCACCCAAAGGAAAGUUCCUAAUAAACUGAGGGGGCACGAAUGUAAUAAAUUUGGAAGAAGCUUCAAUCUUGGAUCAAUCCUUGUCCCACCUCAAAAAAUUCCUAUCAAAAAGAGUCUGCAUAAAUAUAGUACAUAUGGAAGAAGCCUUAAACAGUAUUCUAGCCUGAUAAAAUGUAGUAGAAUCUCCUCAGAGCCUUUUAAGGGUAACGAAUCAGGCAGAGCCUUCUGUUACUAUUCUGGGAAAAAAGCUCACAAAUAUAAUGAAAGUGGAAAGGCUUUUAGUCCUGGACAAAAAUCUCAUAAAUGUAGUGAACCUGGUCAGGUCUUCCCUCACAACUCAUCCUUCACUAAGCAUCUGAAAGUCCAUAUUGGAGAGAAACCUUAUAAAUGUAAUGACUGUGGGAAAAUCUUUGGCUACAUUUCAUCCCUUAUUAAUCAUCAACGAAUACAUACUGAAGAAAAGCCCUAUGCAUGUAAUUCAUGUGGAAAGUCCUUCAGAGACAGGUCAUACCUUACUCAACACCAGAGAAUUCACACUGGAGAGAAACCCUAUAAGUGUAAUGAAUGUGGAAAAGUUUUUAUCCGAGGUACACAUCUUACUCGACACCAGAGAAUUCACACUGGAGAGAAACCUUAUCAUUGUAAUGAAUGUGGGAAAGCCUUCAAUCAGAGCACACAUCUUAUUCAGCACCAGAGAAUUCACACUGGGGAGAAACCCUACAAAUGUAAUGUAUGUGGGAAAGCCUUCAGCCAGAGCACAUAUGUUAUUCAACAUCAGAGACGUCACACUGGAGAGUACCCCCAUAAGUGUGAGGAAUGUGGGAAAGCCUUCAGCCAAAGGUCAUCUCUUAUUGAGCAUCAGAGAAUCCAUACUGGAGAGAAACCCUGUGUCUGCAAUGAAUGUGGGAGAGCUUUUAGGAGUUACCCAUCUCUUACUAAACAUCAAAGAAUUCAUACUGGAGAGAAACCCUAUUUGUGUAAUGAAUGUGGGAAAGCCUUUAGCCGCAGUGCUUACCUUACUCAACAUCAAAGAAUUCAUACUGGAGAGAAGCCCUUUAAUUGUAUUGAAUGUGGGAAAAGUUUCAUCCGGAGUGCACACCUUAUUGAACACAAAAGAAUUCACACUGGAGAGAAACCCUAUGAAUGCAGUGAAUGUGGAAAAGCUUUCAGCAACCGCUCAUCUGUUACCAAACAUCAAAAAAUUCACACUCAAGCAAAACACCAUGAAUGCAGUGAUUGUGGGAACACCUUUAUUAAGAAAUCAUUACUCCUUCAACAUCGUAAAAUCCAUAUUGGAAAGUAACUAUACAUAUAAUGACAAUGGGAAAGCUUCAGUCACAGCAACCAUUAGCUAUAUGUAUUUAUGAAAGAAUUCAUCCUGGUGGAACUCCCCAUUAAUGAAAUGAAUAUUGGACAGCUUUCAGAUGCAGAUAUCAUUUGAGACUUCAUACUAGAGAAUAAUCGUGGGAUGCGAAAGAUUCAUGAUCUCAUUGAUAUGAAGAAACUGAAGCCCAGUGGGGAGGUUGACACAACAGGAUUGGAAGAUGUAGGACAAGGAUCUAGGUCUCCUGGUAAUGGAUGAUAGCUGGUAUCUGGAUGCUGCUGUAAGGUUGUUCUCACACCAGUGUUCUCUCCUCACACCUGGGAGGGAUAGAGUUCACUUAUUCUGUCCAUUUUACAGAUGAGGAAACUAAGACUUAAGAGAGGGGAAGCGACUUCUCUAAGAUGACACAGCCAUUAAAUGUCAGAGGGGAGACUUGAAAAACUGGUCUUCUGCCUUUAAAAGCAGCACUCAUCUCUUGACUUCAGCACAGCCCUAGGGCUUCUUCACAUCCUGACUCUCCGCCUCACUCCUGUUCAGUGUUCACUCUUCUAGGCUCUUGGUUCCCAUCACGUUCACAAAGGUGAGAUUCUGUGGUUCUGUCUGAGUGUUUAUACACAGGCCCACAGAAACAUGCCCACUCUUAGCACUACUCUGAAGGAAGUGGACAAAGGCCUUCCUUAAUUUCCUGAGAAAUUGGUGCUGUGGGUGAUUCAAAGAAUUCGCCACAAUCCCUGCCCUCAUUGAACAUUUACUCUAGUAGGAGAGAAGGCACACCACACCUUGUCAUGUGGAAAGGUCACAAGACAGGCACAGAAUUUCUGAAGAUGAGGUCACUUUCAGGGGGAGAACUAGGGAAGUAGAUCUGGGGAUGAGGCAGGAUUUUUGUUAGGGCUUGAAGCCUCUAAAGUAGAAUUUGACAAGAGAGAAGGGAAGACUUUCUGAUUGAAGGAAAUAGUGCAUAAAAACACAGUAGGGGGAAAGGACUCAGCAGGAGCAGUGGGAUUUAAGCCCAGAGAAGGAGAAGGGCAGAUGGCCCUGAAUGCCAAACUUCUCUAGAGACAGUGUAGUGCAGGAGACCUCUGUUGAGAGUUCAGCUUCAACACGACUAGCUAGCAUUUAGAGAGUACCCACCUUGUGCCAGGCCCUGGGCCAAGCACUUGACACACCUCAUAUGACCCUUACAGCAGCCCUGCCAAGUGCUAUCUAUCAUCAUCAUCACCCCCAAUUUUACAGGUGAGGACACUGAGGCAGACAAGUGAAAUGACUUGCCCAGGGUCACAGCCGGAGAAGUGUUCAAGGCAGGAUUCAAAUUCAGAUCUUCCUGACUUCAAGUCCAGUACUUUAUCCAUCGCACCACCUAGAUGGGCCUUAGUUUGUCCAUUCUUAGAACGGAGGUAAUUAUACUUGUACUACCUCUACAAAAUUAUGAAAAAAUGCUCUAUGUAUCUUAAAGUGCUAUCGAAAUGUGACUCGUUUUGUAGACAUGAAGAGAGCAUUGGGGAUGAGCUACUGUCUCCUCUUAGAAUCUAUCAUAGAAAAGUAGAUACAGUAUGGCAUGGUGGGCACUCACCAAUUGUGUGACCAUGGAAAAUCUCUUAACCUUUCUGAUCCUCAGGCAGAUCUCUGGCUUAUCCACUAUGGCAGAGAGAGGCCGUCAUCUACCUUGAAGGAGGACAUUCCCAAACUUGACAUAUUGAGGAUUAUUUCAAAUAACAGGCCAGUUGCUAGAGAGUUGGUCCCCUAGGAGAGGCGUGAGCACCAUCUUCUGGAGCCUGAGGAGAACAUCGAAACUAUAGAGGACAAUACGUGCGUGGGGUUGGCAGUGAAGGGACCACUGGCUGGAAGGUGAGAGGAGCUUGGAUAAGUGGUUUGCAGAGGAUAGAAAGAGGGCAAAGGGUGAAAGUACCACCUUCUGGGAGCUGAGCAGAGCUGCAGAAAGUAUGUCUGCAGAGGCCCGAGAACAAACCUGGUGAUGAAGCAACUGUAGCCUGCUGUGAGCCAGGAAGAACUGCAGGAAAGGAUGACGAAAGGAAGGAUGGAGGACAGGCACAGGCGGCAGCCACCACUCACCUGCUGGGAGCAUCGAGAGGGAGGAGGCUAUUGUAGAGGAGCAAACUCCUUUUUUUUUUUUUUUCAAUUUUCUUUUAUUUUUCAAUUAACAGGAUUUCUUCUUUCCCUCCCUGCCCCCUCCUACCAUUUAAAAGGAAAACAAAAUCCUUAUUAUACCAAAUACACACACGGGGCAAAACAGAUUCCCAAUAUCCAUGUUCAAAAAUGUUUCAUUUUGCAUAUGGAAUCCAUGACUUCUCUGUCGGGAGGUGGGCACUACAGAUGAUUCUAAUUCCUUUGGAAUCAUGGUUGGUCAUUGCAUCAAUCAGAGAUCCCGAGUCUUACAGAAUUGUUUGUCUUUACAAUAUUGUUAUUAUAGGAAUUGUUUGAGGAUCACACUCCUACAACUCUUGUUCUUAGCUGAUAUGAGGAAGUCCGAUAUAAGUCACUUAGACUUUACAGACCCAUGGAAAUUAUGGUAGCUCAUUGGUGGGUAUUCUUUCCUAUAGGUUUGGAUAUGACUUCUGUAGGUUUUCAGUAACUUAUAAGUAAGAUUGUUCAUGUUAUAAGACUUGUAGUUCAUUGGGGGGUAUUCUUUCCUGUGGUCUUGAAUGUUAGUUCUAUAGAUUUCCAGUAACUUGUAAAUAAAAUUGUUCAUGUUAUAAGACUUGUGAAUCUGUGUGCUUGUAUGGGGAUAUGGUGAUUACCCUUGAGGAGGCUGUAAACAAGAGAACGUAGAGGCCCCCAAAGUAUCAACAUCUUUGUGUCAGGAGGGGGCCUCUGACAGGUUUUGCCACAUUUAUUAUUUAUUAGUUUCCUUCCCAGAGACAUGUGGAUGCACUGUGUCUCUUAUUUCUCCUUCUCAGUCGCACCACAUAUAUCCCUCAAUUGCUAGAGAGGCCGUCAGUUCUUCCUUCACACCCUUUCCAAAAUUUUAUCAUGGAUUAUUUUCCCCAUGUUUAACAUGGAGCUAAUAAUUUUGACAGCCAACGGAGGUGACUGAUCUGCAUCCACAAGCUCCCCAAUUCAACAGGAUAUUUGGGCCAUAGACCGACAGGAUAUAAACAGCUUUCCAAGUUCAAGCCAGAUGAGCUCCUGUUUUUAAAAAAUCUGAAUAAA